CUUCAACGCGCUCAUAUGAAGCUCGAAGCUCUGCAUUGAGCCUCUGUCUCCAGCUAGGGAUGUGAGCACCAGCUAGCAGAGGGGACAAGCAUCCUGCAGACAGGUAACACCAAGCUCCUGUUCUGAUCGGGACCGUUUGCACGGAAAACAAAAACGUGCUUUUCCUUUUUUUUGCAUUUUGGUGGGGGUUUUUAUCCCCCGCUGUUCGCUUCGCCGCGCAUUGCAAAUCGUGCACCCGCACAUUCCUGGGGCCGCGAAUGGCAUUUUCAGUCCGACUUGGCGUCGAGGCCCCUCCCGGGCUCAGAGCAGCCGCCGCUAACAAAACAGCGGAGAGCCCAGAAGGAAGCGGAAAGGCAGAGGCGCCUGGAUUUAAAGGGAUACCCCCAAUGCAGAGGGGAAAAGCUACCAAUAAGAGUGUGUGGAGAGUAUAAUGGAUGUGUUGCCCCUGUGCUGGGUCAGUGAUCACACUGGCUUCAGUGGCACAAUUAAGAAUUCUGCCAGCGACUUUGUGGUGACUGAGAUCAAUACACGUGGGCAACUAGUCAGUGACAUUGGAGCUGAUAGCGGCCAGGAUUCUGAUGACAUUGAAAGCGAGCAAGAAAAGCCCCCUCCGACACAGAAGAAGAGACUGAAGGAACCGGAAAAAGCACUGGAAACAUUUUCUGGUUUGCCAAUCUUUGACAAGUCGAAGAAUGCCAAUGUCGCACUAGGCAAGAUUAACCAGACUGCUGACAGCAAUUUACCUGAGUCUGCAGCUAACUCUCCUUCAGUGCAAACCCAGGGAGAUGUGUUGGAUUUGCUUUUGGGUAGCUCACUGUCAGAAAAUCUGGAAAAAUUUGCCUUCUCGGUUAAAGAAGGUAAGGACGCUGAACAGGAGGGGACAGAAGACACAGCUAGGCUUUUACUUGGAACCUUUGAAGACAAAUCUCAACGAGCAGCCAUUCAUUUGGCUGUACGGCAGAAAUUUCCUUUUCUAAAGACUGUUACCAGCUGCGGUGAGAUUGAGGUCAGGCUUGACCCUCAGUAUUCAGAACUCUGCCAACUGGUAUCUGAGGAAGAAGCCAAUGGGUUCUUUGGUUUCUUAGAUGCAAAAGAUAGACGUUCCAAGUUCACAUUUCAGCCCAGUAGGAAUAAGGAGCACCGGAAGGCCAUCCAUCAUUUUGUUAGCAAGUACUUUGGAAGACUGGUGGAAACAAAGAGUUUUUUGGAGCAAGAUGGCAGCAGUGAGAGGGCUGCAGUGAUUACUGUGAGAUUUAGAGACAAAAUCACAUCAGGCAGGAAACGAACUGCCAACGAUUGCCAGACAGUGCCAGCAACUUACACAGCAUUUACCUUAUGUAAGGUGAACAUGGAAACCCUGGAAGCGAUUGCUUGCCUGGCGUCAGAACUUGAUGUGGUUGUAUCGGAUUUCAGCUAUGCAGGCAUCAAGGACAAGAAAGCUAUUACUUCCCAAUCGAUGGUGGUAAAGAAUGUGACAAUUAACAAGUUAAAAGCAAAGCAAUUAUCAAUCCAGAGGAAAGGUCUGAAAGUGUAUAACCUGCGCCGUGCAACUAAGCACUUACGGGUGGGCCAGCUGAAAGGAAACCAUUUCAGUAUUAUCAUCAGAAACGUCAGCAAGCACCAAGAAGAUGACCCUGACAGCAGGCUUACUUCUCGAGUGUUGGAAGCAAUUGAGAAUGUCAAGGAGAAAGGAUUUGUGAACUACUAUGGACCUCAGCGAUUUGGUCUGGGACAGAAUGUCCAGGCAGAUCAGAUUGGUUUGGCGCUUCUCAAGGGAAAAUUGGUGGAGGCUGUGCAUUUAGUCUUUACAGCAGAAGAUGGAGAUGAUCCUGUCAAUCAGGCCAAGAGACAUUUUAUUCAGACUGAGGAUGCCAAGGGGACACUCGCUCUGAUGCCAGAGUACAAAACGAGAGAGCGAAUGAUGUUGCGUGCAUUAAACCGCUACGGCAACAAUCAGGAGGGUUGUGCCCGGGCCUGGCUUAGUUUACCACACUCCAUGCGUGUACUUUACGUCCACUCGUAUUGCAGUAAGGUCUGGAAUAGAGCUGCCUCUUUUCGCUUGAGGACUUAUGACUUGAAGGUUGUAGAGGGAGACUUAGUUGCCUGUGAUAAUCUCGAGUGGGAUCCAUUGAAUCAGGAAAAUGCUCAGGUGCACGUUGUGACAGCUGAAGAUCUGAAGUCUAACAUUUACUCGAUUAACCAAGUCGUUCUUCCAAUGCCUGGUAACAGUGUCCAGUAUCCAUGCAAUAAACUUGCAUUAUGGUAUCAGGAAACUUUGGCUAGGGAUGGACUACAGGGAUGCAAGUUUAGAAUCCCUGCAUUGCAACUGAACAUACCUGGAUGCUACCGGCGCCUCCUAGCACAACCUCGGCAACUAGUGUUUCGGUGGUUAGAGGACAAGGAAAUGCCAUUUGCACAAGAAGGCUGCGUCUUUGCGACGGAUGACUCCAAACAGCCUCAGGAAAUGAGAGACUCUCUUUCUGUGUCCUUCAGUCUGAAUUCGUCAUGCUAUGCAACAAUAUGUUUGAGAGAAAUCAUGAAAUGCAAUGUGUAAUUCUUUUUCGAUUUAUUGUUAUGAUAUAUUGACUUUAGCCACAGUCUGCCAAAUUUCCAUAUUGUCAAGCCGGGGGUGCGGGAGGGUGUGGAAUGCUUUUUGGAUAUUUGUUUAUCUGUGAAAGCCAUUCUGAAAAAACUGAUGUAUUCACAUGUUCAUAGAGAGGGAGCUGUCACAGAUUGAUUUGGUUCAUCAAUAUGGGAGAGUGGCAGUGGUUAGAGGAAUUGUGGUGACAACAGCCCAAGAUGUGAAGGGGGAUGGAAACCUUCUUCCAGAAAUUUGGGGCCAAUCAAAAGAAGAAUGUUGUAUCUGUUGCCUGUCCCAAUUGCACAGGGUCUAAAAAAGUUCCACUUUGUCACCUAGAAAAAGGAAGACAGAUAGCAAGAAAGGCAGAGGCAGAAAGCCCUAAGCAAUGGCUAAAUUUGCAAAUGAGGCAAGCCAAGUUGAGGGAGCUUAUUAAAGAUACAUUUUAGGCAUGGAAUCUUAGUCCUUUGGUUGUUCCUAGUGUGAAUUAAUUUUAAGUUUCAUCCCAGAGACUGUUACAAGCCUUGGCUUAUCUCUCAUAUGGUUCAGAGAGACCAAAGAUAUCCAGAAUACUGACAGAUUUUCACACUAUAAAGUAGGAAUGGCCUGUGUUACCUACUCCUGAAAUUUAAGGUGUCCUUCUGCUCUAUAUUCCUAAUACAUAGAAUUAGCAGACCAUAAAACUUGUAUUUUGUUUUAAGAACUAGUUUUUCGCUGGAAGACUUCAAAGAUAAUUCGGUCAUCCAAGCACUCUGCAAAGUCAAUGAAUACUAACAACCAACUAACAAAUAACCCACUAUGGAAUGUGUGUCACCAGGUGCUGCCACUAAAGCAUCAAUAGAAACUGUUUAUUUGCAGUGGCAAUGGUGUCCAUGCAGCCUGAUUCUAGGACCUGGAUAGGGAGUCUGCUUAAGUCAGAAUCAUUGGAACAGGUAUAGCACAACAGGAGGUCACUUGGCUCCUCUGUCUGUGUCAGCUCUCUGACAUGAUUUGGAGGAGGUGUCGGUGUUGGAUUGGGGUAGACAAAGUUUAAAAAUCACACAACACCAGGUUAU
This is a messenger RNA of Hemiscyllium ocellatum (epaulette shark), 3633 nucleotides long. It is a transcript of the gene pus7l, whose product is annotated as pseudouridine synthase 7 like. The transcript is spliced from 9 exons. Gene Ontology annotation, biological process: pseudouridine synthesis. Lineage: Eukaryota; Metazoa; Chordata; Chondrichthyes; Orectolobiformes; Hemiscylliidae. Gene Ontology annotation, molecular function: pseudouridine synthase activity; RNA binding. Bases 431 to 2554 code for a protein of 707 amino acids. The record is from RefSeq and is a predicted model, not a curated record. Gene Ontology annotation, cellular component: nucleus.